AUGCGCUGGUUCGCCAAGAUGAUGCACAGCGGGGAGAUGCAGUUGGAGGAGGCCAAGUCUCGGGGCGAGUCGCUCCCAAAAGCGGGGGAUCACAGAGCGGCUGCCAAGUACCUGGACGUGGCGCGUCGUUUGGAGGCGGCCAAGCCACGUGCGAUGUCGGAUCACACUCGCACGCAGCAGGCUCAUUCCCAUGUUCGUCGGCUCGAGAAGCAGAUGGGACAGACUCUGAGUAAGGUGGUUCAUGUGUGUGAACAGCGUGUGGAUGCGGAAGCCACGUUGCGCACGGUGCGAAACCAAGUCAACCAGGCUGACGCUGACUACAAGGCCUCGCUCGCUGCGUUGCAAGGCUCCCACAAGUCUGAGGAGGAGCCGCAGGCCACGGUUGGCUCGUUCAAGCUUGAGGACCUGGUUGCAUGCUUUGCCGACCUCUCAAAGUUCAUCGGCUGCAGUCACAUUAUGGAGGAUCUUUCGGUUGAGGCUGAGGCCGAGGCGAGUGACUUGGAGCAGUUUCAGAAGCGCAAGGAGGAGCUGUCUUCAGGGGUCACGACGCCGGCGAGGGAAAUGCCCGCGCAGGUUGCGGACCAUGCCAAAAAUUUCGAGACCAGCACGGAGCUCAUCGAACACGACUCGCUGCCAAGAAGCGCAAGGUUGCAGGUGGUGCAGCUAUUGCAG
Messenger RNA from Prorocentrum cordatum, 672 nucleotides. NCBI's taxonomy places the organism in Eukaryota, Dinophyceae, Prorocentrales, Prorocentraceae. The record is from the annotation of a GenBank genome assembly.